Molecule: messenger RNA, 3540 nt
Organism: Aspergillus saccharolyticus JOP 1030-1
Lineage: Eukaryota; Fungi; Ascomycota; Eurotiomycetes; Eurotiales; Aspergillaceae
Product: PH domain protein
Exons: 4
Coding region: 1-3540 (1179 amino acids)
Source: RefSeq, a predicted model, not a curated record
AUGGGUCGCUCGCGUGUGCUAUCGUUGAUGUCCGUCUUUGGCGGCUCUUCUCGCAAAGACAACCCCGGUCAACACCAUCGGACUGCCUCAGCUUCAGUCACUUUGAACAAUCCCCCGUUCAGGACUGAUCCCCCCACGCCAGACACCGCGUCGCCCAUCGAUGCCUCGCCGAUUAGUGGUACUUCCAAUGCAGAACGACGGAUCUCGUCACGACCCGAUUCGACCUAUUUUUCACACAAUCCACCAUUAGUGGAGUUUUCGCAAGACACACCGCCAGAACUUCAGCCCAUAUUCAGUCAUCUGAACAGUCAUGCCAACAAAUUAUAUCACGAAGGUUAUUUUUUGAAGCUGAACGACUUAGAUAUACACGGCCGGCCUUCUUCUGACCGACAAUGGGUGGAGUGUUAUGCGCAACUCGUUGGAACAGCUCUUUCUCUUUGGGAUGCCGCAGCGCUGGACGAGGCGGGAGACGAUGGUGACGUUCGCCCAACAUUCAUCAAUUUGGCGGAUGCCUCGAUUAAAAUGCUCGAAACGUUACCAACUCGAAACCAACAGGUCAAGUCACUGAAAAACAUACUAAGCAUAUGCUCCGCGGGCCAGAAUCGGUAUCUCCUCCAUUUCAACUCCUUUCAUUCUUUGACACAAUGGACUGCCGCUAUACGGCUGGCCCUGUUUGAGCACACCUCCCUCUAUGAGGCCUACACUGGCUCGAUCAUCGCCGGCAAAGGGAAGACUCUCAAUAAUGUCAAACAUAUUCUCGAGCGCAACCGCUUCAAACAUGAAGACUGGGCCCGUGUAAGAUUCGGUGCUGGUACGCCCUGGAGGCGAUGUUGGUUCGUUGUCACUCCCCCAAAUGAAAAGGAGUUCCAGAAGGCACAGAAAUCCAUCAAGAAAUCGGCAUACGAUCGCGCGCCUCGACUAGUCACAGGUCAUAUCAAGUUCUACGAGACGAAGAAGACCAAAAAAGCGACACCAAUUGCCACUAUUACGGACGCUUAUGCUGCUUUUGCCAUCUAUCCACAAUCGAAGCCGUUGAUCGAACAGUCGACUCUAGUCAAAAUAGAAGGAACGAUCACCGUUCAUUCGCAACCAGAAUCCACGUCCGAGGGGUUUGUGUUUGUUAUGCCUGAAGUCCACCCAGCUGUUUCUGGCUUCGAAAUGAUGCUCCGCUUUCUCAUACCAACCUUUGACACCUUCAAUCUGUACGGGCGGCCGACUCGGCUGCUCGCCGCGACGAACCAUAUCAAAAGUAUCAUGUUUGCCUUCCCUAACCGGCGUCGCUACGGUUACUUGGAUAUCCUGGAUAUCUCAAGUCUCAUGCAGACACCGGGAAGUCAGAAUUGGAGCGAGGCGGAAUGGCGAAAGCAGCUCAAGGAAGCCACUGCACGCCGCAUGGCAACAGCUGGAAGCCGAACGAGUAGCGUUUCUGGAAGCAAGCCACGCUUCCGGUCCAGUCUUCCAAGCCGUCAAGGCAAUAAUGUCCGCGCUGGAGCUACCCAGCGCAUACCCUCUUCUCCCGAACAUCGACAAGGCUAUAAUCAGUCCACCGAUGCUAUUGUCCCCGAGGUGGCGGAGAGUGAUCCUGUAUCGCCGGCUCAUCACGCUCGCGGUGCCUCUGACUUCACCGGGCUUGCUUCUCAGACGCAGGCGUCUGUGUCUCUCAGUGAGAGCUCUCCGCCCUCAUCUGCUCACGAUCUUGCGCCAAGCGACGAACGUCCCCGCGGAAGUGACCGUAGCAGUGGGGAGGCCGAGCCACACGCUCAUGCGGAACUUGCGGCGGAAGCUGUUGGCCAACAGCUCCGCCCUGUUUCCCCUCCUUCACCAGUAGUGCAACCGCCUGCGUUCACCCACGGACCGGGAGAAGUUCCCCCUACUCGACCCCGAGCAUCCCCUGAUCUUAGAAAAGUCAAUAACAGGAUGUCAGACGCCACGCUUACACAGCUCGUGGCUGCUUCUGGAGGGUUGAGCCGUCUGGGCUCCGACCUGGCGGCGCACAGUCAAACGACAGCCGGGGAGACUAGCCAACCCAGUCCGCCCACCCCGAGUAGCGAAACUGUUGAGCACUACGCAGACUGGGUGAAUCCGGAGGCAAUAGGCCGGAGCAACACCCUACAACAAUCUUCGCUUAUUGAUCCCCGCUCUAAUGCUUUUGGGCCACCGUUGGCUAUACCCAAGGCACGCGGGCUACGAUUGGAUACCGCAAAGGCCGUCAAGAGAAAGCCCGUGCCUCAGCAAUAUGCUGGCGAGCCAGACUCUUCCAGUGCUGCUGGAGAGCCCAGCUUCGAUGAUCUUCGCCACACUGUGGACGAAGAGGCUCUGAACUGGGUUGGGAACCGCCAGCUAUCGUUCACAUCUCGAGACCAAGAUUCCCGUCCAGAUGAGGACAGUGUUUAUGAUGAUGAGUCGGCUGCUUCCCCUGACUAUGCUAGCACACGCGGAUCUGUAUACAGCAAACGCUCUGUCAAAUCAAUCCCUCGGCCUAGGAUGGGAGUCAAGAAGACGGUUGGAACGGUGCCGGAUACGAAAGACUUUGUCAUCGGCGACGCACAUUACUCUAUUGAGCAGUCUUCAGAGCCAAAGAGCACUGCCGACAUUCCUACUAUCGACUUCGGGCCAACAAUGACUUUGAUGCCUACCACUGCACGCCCCACUACCUCAGAAACCUUCAAGAAAUCCGGUCAUGGGCGGAGUGAAUCUAACUCGACAGAAAAGCAAGGUCCCACGCCCCACAUGGAGCGCUCACAUUCCAGGUCACCCAGCAUGAUGUGGCAGCCGGGCAUGGCUGCACCGCGCCCAACAACACCUGGCCGACUCACACCCGAGCAGUUUGUGCAACAACGAUCGGCUCCCAGCCCACCGUUGCAUGCGCACCACCGGACUCUCUCUUCCUCAGCAACCACAAAUCUGGCGCCAGCUCUCCCUAGGCCCUUGUCCGGAGACUGGACGGGCGGCUCUAGGCUACAGCCGCAAUCAUCUGGCCACCGGGAGGGUCCAGCGCGUCCCCAAUCCCGUGGGGCUAGUACUGUCAUGAACUAUAACGAGCUUUCCUCGCAUUUGUCGGCUCGAGAGCAGGAGCAUAUCUCUCGUAUGACCGGCGCUCCGCUUCUUGAUUUCCCUGGCGGGCACAAGCCGCAGGUAACUCCUGUCAACCCCAUGGGUCUGGUUGGGGCUAUUGAUGCUCGAGAGCGGGAGAAAAAGAACAUCCGCGAGGGGGUUUCCAAUCAAAUGGUGCAGCAUGCCAUUGCCCAGCGCCAGCAACAUUGGCAGCAGCAGCAGCAGCAGCAGCCGCCCACGCCCGCACAAACUCAACCUCAGCUCUAUGGCCAGGACAACCACUACAGUGUGUACAACCUUCCUGCCGCCAGUCGGACUUGGGAUGCUCUCAACCAGCCUUACCAUCCCGAGGAGCCGCGGCGUCAGUCGUGGUAUGGGCAAUACUUUGCGGCACAAAAGUCACGGACGCCCCCCGUACAUCAUCACACUCAAUCUCUCGGACAGCCAACAGGUUAUUUCGGCAAUGCCAACGCCAGUCACUACUAG